GUUUGAGUGGUCCACUGAAUGUAGCAGGGUCGGCCUCGGAGUUGCUUGGUAAAAUUCAACAAACUGAAAAGUUUAUUCUGGAAUCACUCGAUCACGAAAUGGCCAUCGCUUCCCAUCCAGUGUGGGUGGCGUUUCACCUCAGGAUUAAAAACUUUAUGACGGCUGAGUUCCCCAAACUGUACAAGGCCAUUAAUGAAUUGCCCGAUGAAGAGACUAAACGCAAAAACCUCCAGGUGCUGCUCGCGGACUUGUCACACGCCACACUUCCACCAUUAUAAAUUAUAGUUUAUUUUAUUUAAUUCAUUGGCUAAUGUAUACAUUUUUAUUUUAAUAAAAGUUACCAUUUUUAAGCAUUUA
Medioppia subpectinata is the source of this 357-nucleotide messenger RNA. Lineage: Eukaryota; Metazoa; Arthropoda; Arachnida; Sarcoptiformes; Oppiidae. The record is from the annotation of a GenBank genome assembly.